GCUCAAGAACAUCCAGGUCCUCUUUCAAACACUGAUUGUCUUCUACUUUGCCCAGUGUCCUUGCCGGUAUGGGUUACUUCUCUUCAUUUGAUCGAUAAUAUUUUGAUGUUUUUAUCUUAAACUAACUUAGCUGAAGCUGAAGCUGUCAACGUUAUCGGAGUUUCCUUGAACAGUUUUGGCCAUGAUUUCGAAACGAUUUGAUUUUUUUGACUUUCUAGUGAGUUUGAAUUUCAAGUUUUUUCCAUUAGUCCACUAAAUCUACCUUGAAAUAGGGCGGUCAUCCAUCGCUUUAUUCUUCGAUCAGAUUUUUAAGUCAUUUAGUAAGGUUUACAAUUUUUUUUAAGAAUCAGUUUUAAUGAGAACAUGUAUAGGGAAAAAGAAAGAUGGAAUGAAGGAUCUGCUAUAAGUUCGUUAGGUUUUGAGUUUCAGAUAAUUUAUUAAGAAUGCUUUUUCUCUGACUCGCGUUAAUCCAUGUACUGUGUGCAAAUGGUUGUAAGGGGAAGUGUGAUCGCGCACGAAGCUAUUUUACAACCUUGGUCGUUUUUAAUUCAUGCUGAUAAUUUUUAUUCUGCGGUUCAACGUUGCGUAGCCACCGGAAUCUUUUGCAUCUUUAAUUUUCGCACAACUGAACUCCGUCAGCGACGCGGUUUUUUCACCUCUUAACCUCAAAAUUGAACGAAAUCGCUUCAGAAUUAAUUAUCAGUAUUGUUUACUUGCAAGCAUGCAACAGAUGGGCGGUCCAUUCUAGAACAGGAACGGUCCGUUUCAUCCAGUGGACGGUCGAUAAGGAGUCUCUUGAGCGGACGACUGAACGGAUCCGAAGAGAAUUUGAGGAUAGAAAUAACCCUGACUGCCUACCUAAAAUACUGACCCGAAAAAUUUCAAACACAUGAAAUCAUUCAAAAAAACCUCGGAAAUCCGGUUUUUAGAGUGAUAAACAUAUUUAGAACCCACGUAAUCUCUUAAGCCUCUGAUCGUGUGUAGGAACAUCUUGUGGCCGGUAACAAAGCCCUAUUUGCCCAACCCUUCGGAAGAUAAGUUCGACGAGAGGAAAUCAAGAAUAGCGAGUAUUCUCGCGCAACGAUUGAAGAUUCGAUCAAAUGUCUAUUUCAUAUUUCUUUAGUAGCAAUUGACAUAGAGUCAUUAGCGCAGCAAAGUAAUUUUCGCCAAUGUUGGAAAAUGACGAAGAAAUUAGAACCAAAAUUUCGCAAUUUACGUGACAGAUUGCGAGAUAAUCUGAUGCGUAUAGGAAGUCAAGAGCUUUAGGCAUCGUUUGAAACUCCUUAAUUAUAACAAUCAUUAGCUAGUAAAAGGAAAAAGUUGAUUCCGACUUGGUAAAAGCUAUUAGAGUUUUUUCUCUCGUUUUGUUUUACCAUACUCACAUUUACUCGCAGCUUUAACACUCAAAUUUCAGAUCCAACAUUUAAAACUAUGCAAGUCCUUUGUAUUGUUCAGUUACUAUUGCUGCUAUCCUGGAGCAGUCCAACGAUAGGUCAAUGCGGAAAUGAAGACUGGACAAGCACAUUUGCAAUAGCUGGUGACUCUACUUCUCAAUGCACCAGUAGUGUCUCCUAUGUCAAUGGACUGAGAAGCGAGGGUUAUGGUGCCCUGUUAGAAACUGGACCUGGUGUUGUUAAGGCAGCUAAAUGCUGCUCUGUUGACCAGCCGUACUCUCAGGAGAGUAACGAUUGUUAUCAGGCCCAGUGGUGGACUGAUUUGCAGCGGUAUGUAAGAGUGUUAACAUUUUUAAUGAUAAAUUCCUCAUUCAAGCAGCGACAUGGUGAUAAUCGGAUAGAGAAAAUAAUAGUUUUUCUAACUGGGCGGAUCUUCGAUGCUCUACUCUCAAACUCAAAGAAAUUCGCGCCUAUUAGAUCGUAGGCUUAGUUGAUGCGAAACUACCCACAACACAGCUUUUUUAUCUAUUCAUAUGCCGACGUUUUUCGAGGAGAUAAUUGGGUAAUUGAUAAUUGGAUAAAGAAAUAUCCGGAUUUUUCCAUUGAUAAAUGAGUGGGUUCUCUACCCUCAACUACAAUAAAUUCACGACUGCCAGAUCUUAGGCUUGGUUUAUGCGAAGUUUCCCAAAAAACAACUUUUUCUCAACUUAAAUGUACAUUAUUGUAGGAAGUUAACGAUGCAUGGUGACCACGCGAAUAAGAUUUACGUUACACAAAAUUAACACGAAUUUUCCACAAGUUAGGUCUAAGUACAUAAAAUUAACGCGAAUUCCUCCGGCGAAAACAAUGUGUACCCAAGAUCGAGGAUAUCUCGUGUAUCGUACAAGCUGAAAGCCUUUCAUGAAGCAAAACUCACGUCUGAACAUGAAACAGAUAAUGAACAUGAUCGGUUUGUAGUCGCUGGACAAACAAUUCUUCCGGGGACGCUAUUUCUUUCCACUAAGUCAAACUAAGUGUUUUCCCAUCAUGAUAGAACUGAGCCGAUAUAUCCGGUUGUUGAAAUAAACGUGCUGUAAAACAAUAAUGAUGUACCAUAGUUUAAUUAACAUUGCGAUGUAAUUGAUUAGCACGGUUUUUUAAAAAUAGCGUUGAUAAAGUGCAACAUUAAUUUCCUAUAAUAAGGUAUAAAAUUCUAUAAGGAAGUACUACAAGACCAGUUUAGUUUAAUUAUACGCGAUCGCUUUUUAAAGUGAUUCAACAACAAUUACUCAUUGCCUGGUUGUAAUAACUCGACAUUAUUUUUCCCGAGCUACAUAAAAAUUAAUUAUCAAAUCCAUCGAAAAAAAUGCCACGAAAUUAAUGUCAUUGAUUUCAGUGUUUUUUCAAUUUUUUUCAAUUUCCCUUCUUUAUGGGUAAUUCAAGUUAGCUUCUCCGCAGAAUAUGUCCGAGAUGUUUGCGCAGUCGUAUCAGAUCUCAGUCGUACGCUUCUCUUCCUCCCAUCCCCCUCAAAAAAGUUAUACAGAAAUUUAAACGAUUAUGGAAAAUAUGCGAUUUAAUUUAAUUCCAUUUAGGUAUUCUUUUAAUUUAUUUUUCAAAAUUUUCCAAUUAGCCAUAAUUCGUGGGCAUUGUGCGAGAGGCCGGGAUACCAUCUACGCGGGUUUUUCACCGUUGGGAGAAAUUUCUUGGCUGACAUUGGCGAGGGUGUUUGCUGUAAACCCGAGAGUCACCCAGAUCAAGAUGGACCAUAUAGCGAUAUCAAUGUUAAUUUCACAACAGAUGGGAUGAAGCAGUGUCCAAAUGGCAUGUUCCUUAAGGGAUUGUACAAAACAACAUGUUCCACGAUAGACUGUCUAACGAAGAUCAGAUGCUCCGAAUUGAUUCCAGGUUGGCUUGUUAUGCAUUUUUGGAGCGGUGUCCACUUUUUCUCAGUAAUCUUUCACUUUUAUGAACUCUUUUUGACUCUGACAGUGACUAGUAUCCAAUUUCUCCUUACAAUAUCAGCCUUAAAUCACACAUUGAGCUCACGAGAAUAAUAGAAAUGGUGACCAACUAGAAAAGCUCUUGAUUGUUUAACAAAUUCUCCUUGUCAGUACCCCGGGAAAUGUAUGGAGAAUAGUAAGGAUAAUAUGGAUACUGACCUAAGGAAGACUCUAAGAUUAAAAGUAACCACUUUCUCGCACCAUUUGAAGGAUCUUUUCUGCUAAGAACCGUUCCCCUGAUUGGUUCUACUUUUUUCCUUUAUCAUGUGUACAAGGAUAUUGCUAUUUGCACGUUGGUAUUCUCGUUAUUAGCACUAUAUUUGUUUAUUUCUGUUUAAUAUAUCGGCAAUGCGACUGCUCUUUUUCCACGAAGAAGCCUUUUUCUUUUUAUCCGUGCUCUUUCUUUUCUUUUUCUUACUGAUUUUUCUCUCACACAGGAAUCGUUCACGGUGGCUGGUCAAACUGGGGAGACUGGAGUCCCUGCCCUGUGACUUGCGGUGGCGGCACUCAGAUGAGAUUCCGCUCGUGUACAAACCCGCCGCCAUCAAAUGGAGGAAGUAAUUGUGUUGGAGAUCCGGUGGAACUACAAGGAUGUAACCUGAACCCAUGCUGUAUGUUCGACAACUAUUUUGCAUAUAAUGUUGCAAAAAUAUAAAACGGCGGCUGGCUUACUUAGCAGCCGUAAGCAGGGAGACAGAUGGAUGACAUUAACUACAACGUUUACGAUUCCCUUCACCCAUUUUCCCAACUUUUCUAAGCAAAUGGGCCAAUCAGAGCAUGGCUUACUCGUAUCAUGCUAUUUCAUACAGAAAGAAUAAUGACAAAUGGUAAAUUUUGAGUAAAAUCGAUGAAUUAUACGGCAUCUUCUUGAGGUAACGAUCGAACUCAACGUCCUUGAUCUGAAAGAUGUCGGGAUAUGGGGGAGGGGGGCACAUCUUCAUUCAGCCAAGCGUAUACCGCCGUUCUUUGCGUUGUUUAGAGGCUCAAGCAAAACAAACUUUACAGUCUUUUUUUAUAAACGUUUUGUGACAAAUUAGAGUCUUUAGCAUAUAACUUCUCUAAAAGCUGAUUAUUUGCCAAGCCAAUUUUGUUGCUUUUGAGAUACAAAGAUAAACAGCAAUCAAGGACGAUAAAUUUCGGCAAGGUGGGUACUCAAAAACGAAAUUCAGUUUGCUGAUAAAUAUUGCUCCCAGUACUCAAACGUUGUUCAUUGUAGAGGAGAUAUAUGCCACUAAACGCUUACCAUUUUCAAAGGCUUAAAACGUAUAAUUCAUAAUUUGUAAAUCUCUACCGUGACAUGUGGCACAACUUUACGCAGUGCAGUUAAACCCCGAAAUUAGCACAAGUUGCUAAUCAAUUUUAAUAGAGCUUGACACUCAUGUGUUUUUCUUCUUUUUUACGCCCUACAGAGACAGAUCGCAUGCGCCUGAUGAAGCC
Molecule: messenger RNA, 4810 nt
Organism: Pocillopora meandrina
Lineage: Eukaryota; Metazoa; Cnidaria; Anthozoa; Scleractinia; Pocilloporidae
Source: the annotation of a GenBank genome assembly